This is a messenger RNA of Sitophilus oryzae (rice weevil), 773 nucleotides long. RefSeq lists its product as uncharacterized. The record is from RefSeq and is a predicted model, not a curated record. Lineage: Eukaryota; Metazoa; Arthropoda; Insecta; Coleoptera; Curculionidae. The coding region runs from base 118 to 612 and encodes 164 amino acids. The transcript is spliced from 2 exons.
GUUAUUAUUUCUGUGAAAUACCUACCGAGCUAGACAUUGAUAUUUUUCACCUUUUUAUAUAUUAAAUCUUAUACAAUCUUAUAUUAAUCCUAAACUAAUCUAAGCCAUAUCUACACUAUGAUUCAGUUGAAGUUAAUUUUUUUGGGGGCGUCAAUUUUAAUAGGUGUAAGCCUUGCCGCUAUCGCUUAUUUUCAGGAAAACAAUGAAAGAAACCAGCAUUCGUACUCAAAUAAUGGAAAUUCGUAUCAUGGAGGUUCAUAUUCUCGGCAAUCUUCUAACAGAGAUGUUCCACCACCACAAGACCGGUCCACGUUUAGACGACGCCUACCCAGGACUAGCAGAAAAAAGGACGAAACAGAGAAUGAAGACAAAAAAACUGUAGAAACAGUAAGACAGGAUUAUAGACAACCCGAAAACACUACCAGCAGAAAAAAGGAAGAAACAGGUAGAGAGGGUGAGACCAAAAUUGAAAAUUGUAAUCUCUGCAAAAUGGCUUUGGGCAAGAAAUACGUUAAAUUACUGUGCGAUGACAAAUUUCAUUUACCUUGUUUAAAUAAAUGGCUAGAUGAUGGGAACAAGUGUUGCCCAACUUGUAAAUGUCAGAAUAUCUGAAUGCCAGCUACCGUAUGAUUGAGUUGGCUUGCAAAUGACGAUCGACAACAUUCCCCAUAUAAUUUUACAUACAAAAUGACAGCGAUCUUCAUUUCCAAGCCAUAUCUGAUGCGUUUUUUUUUUCGGUCACGUAUACAGGGUGGCGCACCUCAUUCGCCUCG